UUCUACAAUUGCCAACACACCAAUUCCAACCUUAUCUUGAGGACACCUCCAUCUCCUUCCUUUGGUUAUUGUUAGAGCACAAACAAGGUAAUUUGACAAAUACAAGAGCCACCAUACUAUGCAAUAUGAACCAUACUACACUUCCCAUGAAAGGUGUGGCCACAUGGACAGUGAUGCCAUCACCUAUGCUUCCUAUACCAUUACCAUCUUCUCUCAAUAAAAUUUCCACUCACAAUUUGGGCUUGUGUUGUCCCUUAAAAGAUUUGACUUUGAGCAACCAAAGAGGUACAAGCCUCUUGUGUGCAGCAAGGAGGCAAAUUAGAUACCAAGAUGAGGAUGAAGAUAGUGAUGAAGAGUAUGGGCACAAUGAGGAGAUUGCUAAGUUAGAGUUUUAUAGUCAAACAGCAAAAGGAGAAGCACUCAUUGUGCAUGCACUUGUUGACCAUGAGGAAGUAGAUGUGCUUAUCUUCAAGGGGUUCUCAUCAUGCUUGAGCUACAGUACCAUCUCUGACCCAACAAGAAGCAUUCUUCCAGCCAGGGCAGUGAUAAUGUCCAUAGAUAGAAUCAGAGGACCUUUUGCCCCUGCCAAUAUAGAGUAUCUGCAGAAGGGUGUAACCUGGGAAGAAUUCAAGACAAAUCUUCUCUCCAAUUAAAGAGCAUUCAAUUUUGUUCUCAAUUUUUUUUUCUUCUUCAAACAAGCUGAAAAUAUAUUGUUGUUUUGUUUUUAAUCAUAAAAAUGUCAUUUUUAGAAUUAAUUUUUGUUU
Cajanus cajan (pigeon pea) is the source of this 764-nucleotide messenger RNA. NCBI's taxonomy places the organism in Eukaryota, Viridiplantae, Streptophyta, Magnoliopsida, Fabales, Fabaceae. The record is from RefSeq and is a predicted model, not a curated record.